AUGGGUAAUUGUGAAGAAGGGAGUGUAAUGCAUAGAAGUGUGGCCAGUAAACACGCCAAUGCCAUUAUACCUGCUGAUGGAAUGACGAAUGCGCAUAUGGAUGAGGGCAAUGGAAUGAGUUUUUAUAAUGGUUCCUUUGUGGGGAGGGAAUUACUUCCUGUGGGGAGCAAAAGUGGUUUGAACAAGUUAGGCGAGACUGCCGAUUUCGGAGGGAAAGAGAGCAGUGAUUUCUCCGAAUCAAGAAAUACCGACAACACGGUUAGGAUAAUCUCUGGAGAGGGUUACGUUUCUGACAGGAGGAGGGAAGUCAUGGACGGGCGUGACUUGAGGCAGUAUUGGUUCGACUACAUAAAUAGCAGCUUUGGUAGCGUCAAUGCGAAUGAUAUACGGGGGUUGAUAUUUGGCAGUUCGCAGGGACGCAUCGAUAGUAGUGCUGCUAACAAACACUUCGGGCCCAUAUCACACCAGACGCAACACUCUGCGUGUGCAGUGCCUGGGGACGUCUCCACCAACCGCAUUAAUGAAGACGUACUGGCAGAACUGAUCAGGGAAAAAAUAAAGGACAGCAUAAAUGACGUUGUUGAGAGGUUGCUGAGUAGGAGGGGCAAUACGGACAUAGACAGCAAGGAUGUUCUGGGCGAAGUUGAAAGGGAGCCAAAUUUGAGUCAUGCAUCGAAGCGUGACCAGGGGGGGAUAGACGAAGAUGUCGCGCCAGUUGAAGGGGGCGCAGGGGAGCUGAGAGAGAAGAACAGCACUCUUAUUUGUAACAACGGAGUGAAUCAAACCAUAGGUAAACAAUAUGGAGACGAGGUUCAAUCAUCACAGGGCAGUCAACACAUGGGAAGGGAACCGAACAAAGAAACUGUUAUGCUGGAUGAAGAAGAUGUUAACGAAAUUGAGAAGCUGAAUAAUCAUCUCAAAUUGAAUAAAAUAAAAAAAAAAAUAAAAUUGCCAAAAGAAGACAAAGAAAAGAAUCAAGUGAAAUGGAAAAAUGUCCUGUAUAAUUGUAUAGAUAUAAUUUACUUGUUGACGAAUGAAAAUAAUGCGAAAAAUAAAAAAAUGAACUCCUUGUUAGGAGAAAUAAACAAGCUGAACGAAUAUGAAAAGAAGAUAGAGAAUCUGAAUGAAGAGAAUGAAAAAUUGAAAAUAGAAGUGCUGCAAAAGAACGAACUUGUGAAAAAGAAAGACAUUAAGGAAAGGACAAACUUAAAUCUUAAAAUAGCUGAACAAGGAAAAAAAAUUGCUAAUUAUGAGAAGGACAUUAAUAUAUAUAAAAAUAAAGUCAACAAACUGAAUCACAAAAUAAGUAGCAAGGAUAGCGAAUUGGACAAGUUGAAAAAGCAGUACCAGGUAGUAUUGGACGAAAUUGACAAGUGCAAACAGGAUGCAGCUGCUACUGUGAAGCAGGUACUGAACAAAAAGCACACCACUCUGGUUGAUAAGCAAUGCCUAGACAUUUCGAAGCAUUACGAGGUUGAGAUGUGCAUGCUUAACAAAGAGAUCAGGAAUUUGAAGGACCUGCUUAAAAGUGAGGCCAAGGAGAAAAUCAUGCUCAUCAAGAAGCUUAGAAAGUGCUCAGGGGGGGGGAGCCUUCGGGGUGGGCACCCCGGCGAUCAGUCCAACACUAAUUCGUGUGCCCAUUCCGCUGCAUACUCCAGUGAUGAUGCGGAUGGGGAAGGAAGAAGGAGAAAGGCCGCUCUCCAAAAGGGUAACCCAACCCAGGCAGACACACGUGAGCAAACCAAUGAAGGCACGUAUAAAAAAAUGUGCCAAAAUUUAUUUAACGAAAUGAAUGAAAUAAAAAAAAAUUUUGACAAUCAGAAAAUUUUGUAUGACCAAAAAAUUGAACAACUGGAGCAAAAGCAGGAGCUGCAGAAUAUUAAAAAUAAAUUGGACGCAUCUGAGAAAAUUGUAGAAGUGUACCAAAAUAUUUUUCGCGAAAAUGUAAAUUAUAUAAAAAGUGAUAAUGUGCAAAAACGGGAUUUCAGUCAAACCAUGGGUGAGACGCAUCCCCAAGGGGAUGAGAAGGGUUACGCUCAUCUACAAAGCAGUGAGAAGGAUAAUUUGGCCAAAAAGAUGGAUGUUAGUUUGGCUCGAAACUCCAAUGGGGGAAGCAGCCACGACGAUUUUGGUAAAUGCUCUGUUGCAUUGUCGAGGAAGAAUAAUCCUAAUACUCAGAUGAAUGCCACCGUGACGUCUUGUAAUAUGCCCGGGCCGUCUGCAGAAUUCACCAUGAGCAGUGUCCAAAUGGGAAGUGAGUCAGGGGGUGGCCACGUGAUGGGGCCCGGGGUUAAUAUCGUUCCCUUGGUGAGCGGCAUUGGUAUGGUUAGCGGUAAUAACAUGGCUGGCAGUGUUGGUAGUGUUAGUGUCAUCGGUUCGGUGAGUGGCCUUGGCUUGGCGAGCGGCUUAGUGCCAGUCGGCCUGCACAACUCGAAGGCCACGACGGAACACAACUACCUGAACGAGUUUGUAAAGAUGUACGUAGAAAAGAACCCCAUGAGUGAAUCCAACAACGGGUUCAAAAUUAGCGAAUUCACAAAAUGGAAUGAAAAAUGCACAGAGAAUAUGCCCAAUAUUGAAGAGAAAAUAAAUGACCUACAUGACAAAUUAAUGAAAUUUGAAAAGACAGAAUUGGUCAAUAUAUUCAUAAGUAUAUGUAGCGAAUUAAAAAGUGAUAAUAUUUUUUUCGUACUCCAGUUUGUAAAAUUUUUGUCCUUUAUGGUGUAUGAACAGUUCCCCUUAUUUACUUCCUUCUUUUACAAAGUCGCCUCAAUAAUUUCGAUAAAUUCUACCAAAUUUGAUGAGUACAUAAAUGUGAUAAAGAAGUGGAAGAGCUACUAUGUGAAUGGGCAGAAGUAUUAUCUGUUCCGGAGGAAUGUGCUUUUAAUUUUGCAACAAGAUUUGAAGGACGUCAGAAGGAGCGACAUGGACAGAACUUGCUUGAACAUAGUCAGAAGUUUGUACCAGAAGAAUUUGGAGAUGUCCAAAUAUUCCAAUGACUCCUUCGAAAAGGCCGAAUACAUAAUCAACAAGCAUUCGAAAGAAAUAAUCAGCAAAAUAAUUAAGACGUACAUGAACCUCUACAGCAUUGACAAAAUCUGCAACAUCAUCCCGCAUAUGAAUUCGAUGAACUCAAAGCUCAAAACGCAGUCCUACUUUGUGAGGUCCAUAUCAUCCUGCUUGAAUUUGAACAAAACGGAUAAUUUUCAGGAGAUCGAGCGGAAAAUAAAAGAACUGGCGCAAACCAAGGGGAUUAACGAAAAGAUAAAGAACAGAAUAAACGUAGACGAAAUGGACGAAUAUUUAGCGGCGUACACAAUUAUGGGUACCCUGAAGAAGUACUUGAACGUUACCCUCACCCAGGACCUGUUGCCCUCCAUAUCGAAGAUCAUUCAGAAGAACAGGUCAUCUCAGUGA
Plasmodium fragile is the source of this 3417-nucleotide messenger RNA. RefSeq lists its product as uncharacterized. Lineage: Eukaryota; Apicomplexa; Aconoidasida; Haemosporida; Plasmodiidae. The record is from RefSeq and is a predicted model, not a curated record. The coding region runs from base 1 to 3417 and encodes 1138 amino acids. Gene Ontology annotation, biological process: cilium assembly; regulation of microtubule cytoskeleton organization. Gene Ontology annotation, molecular function: gamma-tubulin binding. The transcript is spliced from 5 exons. Gene Ontology annotation, cellular component: centrosome.